Aedes aegypti (yellow fever mosquito) is the source of this 1255-nucleotide messenger RNA. RefSeq names its product peroxiredoxin-5, mitochondrial (gene Prx5). The transcript has 2 exons. NCBI's taxonomy places the organism in Eukaryota, Metazoa, Arthropoda, Insecta, Diptera, Culicidae. Gene Ontology annotation, molecular function: thioredoxin peroxidase activity. Gene Ontology annotation, biological process: cell redox homeostasis; hydrogen peroxide catabolic process; cellular response to oxidative stress. The record is from RefSeq and is a predicted model, not a curated record. Gene Ontology annotation, cellular component: cytoplasm; peroxisome; mitochondrion. The coding region runs from base 249 to 830 and encodes 193 amino acids.
CACAGCCAUCCGCAUGCUCGCAUCAGUCUCAUCAGGAUCCCGUCAGUCCAGUCAGUGCUACCAAGAGAAGGAACGAAAUUUCCUCCUGCCGCCCAGUCGCAUAUUAUUGUAUCCCCAAGCCACCCACCCCCCCAACAACCGGAGAAACAUCGCAGUUCGUUCUGUGCAAGGUUCGCGUGCGUGUGCUUCCUCGCAGUUCCAGUGUUUUAUUGCCUGUGUGUAACUACACUCCUUCCAUCGGUUCCUAAAUGCAUCCGCUUCUGGUACAGCCCUUUGCCAGCAAGUUCAGUCUACUGAAGCAACUCGGACGGUCAACAUCGGCAACGGUUCAGCGCUUCUCGUUUCACACCUCCAAGAUGGUCCAGAUUAAGGAAGGCGACAAAAUCCCAUCGAUCGAUCUAUUCGAGGACUCCCCGGCCAACAAGGUCAACAUGGCUGACCUGUGCGCUGGCAAGAAAGUGGUCCUGUUCGCCGUUCCCGGGGCGUUCACUCCUGGCUGUUCCAAGACACAUCUGCCGGGGUACGUUGACCGGGCCGAUGCCAUCAAAUCGUCCGGAGUGCAGGAAAUCGUUUGCGUUUCGGUAAACGAUCCAUUCGUUAUGUCCGCCUGGGGCAAGCAGCACAACACCGGCGGCAAGGUACGCAUGUUGGCCGAUCCGGCUGCCAUUUUCACCAAGCAGCUCGAACUUGGCGCCGAUCUGCCCCCGCUAGGUGGAUUGCGCUCCAAACGAUACUCGAUGGUCCUGGAGGACGGCGUCAUCAAGUCGCUGAACGUUGAACCCGAUGGCACCGGUUUGUCCUGCUCGUUGGCCGACAAAAUCAAAGUCUAAGGAUUUGGCGCGAUGGAUCACAUACCUAAAAUAAAUGAAUCGAAUUUAUCGACCAAAUGCGAUUAAUAAUGUGUCAUACCAAUGCACCGUGUUAGAGCACAACCAGUUGAACAAAAAAAAUCUGCAUGUGAUCCAGCACAUUACUGCUGCACCAACUAAAAUGUUGAAUCUAGUGUCUCGAUCGAGACAGACCUAUUAUAUCUAAAUGGAUCUAUUACUAAUUAAACUAAAAUUAUCUUUCCAAAGCAUUGGUGAUUGAAACGUUAAAAAGCAUAAUAAUUAAUCGAAAAUCAUCUUCAAGGCAUGCAACUUGAAGUUUUGCUAAAAACUACCUACCUAGGAUAUCUGAGAACUAAAUUCGUUAAGUGUUACUUUUAUAGGCCCCGAUUUGGAUAAAAUAAAUAUUUGCUACAGUUAAAACAAAA